This is a messenger RNA of Elaeis guineensis (African oil palm), 1921 nucleotides long. NCBI's taxonomy places the organism in Eukaryota, Viridiplantae, Streptophyta, Magnoliopsida, Arecales, Arecaceae. The record is from RefSeq and is a predicted model, not a curated record.
UUAGCUUUCUUUCGACAGGAUCAGAUCAAGAGCUCAAUCCUAAGAAAUUAAAAAAAACCAAAAACAAAAAACAACGCUGUUUCCAGCAGGACUGGGAAUCCUUGCACCGAAGUGGUCCUGAACCACUGUGCCGGCGGCCGCCGUCCCCUUCUAUAAAGCCCCUAACCAAGAAAAGUCCCGCUUUUUUUUCCGCUCCGGACUUCCCAAAGCUGUCGGCACCGAUGAUCGGCUCCGGAUGCCGAAAUCCCGGCCAGACCUCCGCCGGAAUCGAUCCCAGCUCCGCUGCGCGCGACGGUGACUCCCGGCCAGCCCCCAUGGCGAGAUCUGACCCCCGCCUUCCUCUCCUCAACCUCUCCGUCCUCGGUCAGAAGAUGGAAUCCCUCAGCCGCGUCCUCUCCGACUCCAUCGGCCGCCGCGCCCCCCUCGACGACGACCAGCUCCAGCUCGUCUCCGCGGAGAUCGCCUCCGCCGUCCACCAGACCAUCCUCAACGGUGCCGCCCUCCUCGCCUGCUCCCACCCCGUCGACCUCGCCCCCACAUCCGCCAUCGAUCCAGCAGCCGGAAAAUUAGCCGAUCAGAUCGGUUCCGACCCGGAUCCGUCGAGCUCGGCUCCGGAUGAUGGGGACGCGGCGGAGGAGGAUGGCGAUAUCGUGGAGAUCGACGUGGCGGAGCUGCUGGCGGAGCACAUCCACUUCUGCGAGAUCUGCGGCAAGGGGUUCAAGCGCGACGCCAACCUCCGGAUGCACAUGCGGGCCCACGGUAACCGGUUCAAAACCCUAGAGGCCCUCUCGAAGCCACCGGACCGGGACCGCCACCAGCCGGACGACGGCGGCGGGAGGAAAUUGAGGUUCUCGUGCCCAUCCGUCGGCUGCAACCGUAACCGGCACCACAGCCGGUUCCGACCGCUGAAGUCGGCGGUGUGCGUCAAGAACCACUUCAAGAGGAGCCACUGCCCCAAGAUGUAUUCUUGCCACCGGUGCAACAAGAAGAGCUUCUCGGUGCCGGCCGACCUCAAGAACCACCUCAAGCACUGCGGCGAGAGCCGGUGGCGGUGCUCGUGCGGGACGAGCUUCUCGAGGAAGGAUAAGCUCUUUGGGCAUGUCGCUCUGUUCGAAGGGCACUUGCCGGCUGUCGGGACGGAGGAGGAGGAGGAGGAGAAGGGGAAAGAGAAAGAAUUGGUGGCGGGAGGAGGAGAGGAUAUUGGAAGGGGAGGAGAUGAGCCAGUUGGUGAAGAGGGUCUUGAUCCCGAGUUCUUUCGCAGGUUAAUGAAGGAAUUGGAAGGGAUGGAAGGUGUUAAUUGGCCGGCACGUUAGCAUAUUACUGGUGAGUGUAUUCCCAUCCUGUUAUAAGCUUUUUGUUCUAAAUUAGGAAUUAUCGUGUUUAUAAUAAGAGCUUCAUUGUGUAAUUCCUGCACUCUCCCGAGCAUAUACAGCAGUAUAGGUUUCUUUUAACUGGAGCUUUAAUGGCAUACAACAUUCAUAAAAGCAGAGGAUUAAGGGUUGAUGUGAUUAGUUUUGAUCAUUCUUAGAUGUAGUUUUUGGUUGGGAAUGUUUUUGGUGUUCAUUGUUUUUUCUUUGGAUUAUUACACAAUGAGGUUAUGUGUGACCUGCUUUGCCCUCCUGAAAGGUUUGUUUCUAGGAAAUGGCUCCUGCUGGUUACAGUCCUUUCUCUGUGUUGAUGAAGAUUAUCCGGGGAAUAGUCUCAUGGAAGACAUAUUUGUAUUAUUGUUUCCCAGGAAGUGAAUGUUAACAUCUGUCUUACUCAUCAUUGUGGAGGCAGCUGUGACGCUUUGAUCUUCACUGUUGUGUUUUCGGUUGCAGGUUCUUUUAGGUUUACAUAAGUUUUGAUCCAGCUCAUUGUGGCACUUAUGUCCUGAUGUAACUCAGAUGAUAAAUACAAGCUUCAAUGAACUUAUCUAGCA